AUGGAUAAUUCAAUUCUUAUUUGGUUGAUUGACAAAACAAGAGAAGCUGAAGAAACGUUACAGAUCGAUGAACUAACUCAAUAUCCGGGCCUAUCGAUUGAAUCAUUUACCGAUAUUGAUGAAUUUUUCGAUUUUCUUACUCAAAUAAUCGAUGAAAAAAUCUUAAUUAUAUCCGAACCUUUAAUUACAACAGUUGUCUCAAUUUUUCACGACGUAUCAAUUCUACAUUCCAUUUAUGUCCUUUCAAGUGAUACAAUAAAAAACGAAGAUCAUAUAUCAUUAUUAGCAAAAUAUUACAAAGUUCAAGAUAUUUACACUGAUUUAUCCAUAAUGAGUAACAUUAUCAAGAAAAAUCUAAAAUUAGUUGAUAAUAAUUUUCAAUCAACAAAUAUUCUUCCUGUAUCUCAUUUUCAAUCAACAACAGAACCAGACAAAAUUGAUUCCAUGUUCAUGUAUUGUCAAUUAUUAAAAGAAAUAUUUCUCGAAAGGAAUCACGAUGAAGAAGAAGCCAAACGAAAAUCACUUGAAUUUUGUCGACAAGAAUAUGAUAAAAAUAGAAAUGCGUUACAAGUUAUCGAUGAAUUUUUACGUGAAUAA
This is a messenger RNA of Rotaria sp. Silwood2, 597 nucleotides long. The record is from the annotation of a GenBank genome assembly. NCBI's taxonomy places the organism in Eukaryota, Metazoa, Rotifera, Eurotatoria, Philodinida, Philodinidae.